UGCGCAGCGGAGCCGGCGGCCGGUGCCGAGCCCCUGGGGACAGCCCGGGGGGGGAUGUAGGGGAGCCCCUGCGGUGCAGCCGGACAGAGGGACCCAGGGACGCUGCGGAGGGGCAGGACAGUGGGGUGUGAGGGGCUCUGCUCUCCCCCCGCCCCAGCCCCGCACAGGCCCCAGCGGGGACCUCGGGGAGACCACCAUGUCCCAGGGCAUCACCUGCUCCAAGGAGACGCUGUUUCGGCAGGCGAGCAGGGUCACCUACCGCAUCCCGGCUUUGCUCUACAUCCCCACCACCAGCACCUUCCUGGCCUUCGCCGAGAAGCGCUCCUCAUCCAGGGACGAGGAUGCCAAGUACCUGGUGCUGCGCCGGGGCCGCUGGCACGGCUCCUCGGUCGAGUGGGGUCCGGUGGAGGAGCUAUCGGCGUUGACGCUGCCCGGCCGCCGCACCAUGAACCCCUGUCCCCUCUACGACGCGACGAGCGACACCGUCUUCCUCUUCUGCAUCUGCGUCGAGCAGGGAAAGACAGAGCGGUGCCAAAUCUGGAGGGGCUGCAGCGCCGCUCGCCUCUGCUACGCCACCAGCACCGACGGCGGCCGCGGCUGGACCCCGCUGCGGGACGUGACGGACGAAGCCAUCGGUGCCGACCUGUCCCGUUGGGCCACCUUUGCCGUGGGGCCGGGCCACGGGAUACGGCUGGAUUCGGGGCGCCUGGUCGUGCCGGCGUAUGCCUACUACGUGCACAGGUGUUUGUUGGGGGUUGUGCCGCUGCCUUGCUACACCCGGCAGCACGCCCUCGUCUUCUACAGCGACAACCACGGCCGCAGCUGGCGCAAGGGUGCCCUGGUCGGCGGCGGGCAGACGGGCGAGUGCCAGGUAGCCGAAAUCGCUGGGAGCGAUGCCCACCAGCGUUUGCUCUACUGCAACGCCCGGGCGUUGCGGGGUUGCCGGGCCGUGGCGUUCAGCGCCGACCGCGGGCUGCGGUUCGAGCGCUCGGCGGAGUGCAAGGCGCUGGGCGAACCGCCGCGGGGAUGCCAGGGCAGCGUGGUGAGCUUCCGCGCGCCGACCGGCGCCAGGGAUGCACCGACUUGGUUACUCUACUCCCAUCCCACCAACCGGCACCGCCGGAGUGAUUUGGGCAUCUAUCUCAACCCCUCGCCGCUGGACGGGGCGAGUUGGUGGCACCCAUGGGUGCUGCACCCAGGGCCGGCCGGUUAUUCUGACCUGGCCGUCUGCCCCGGCGGCGUUUUCGGCUGCUUGUUUGAGUGCGGCAUCACCAGCGCCUGCGAGGAAAUUGUCUUCUGCCUCUUCACCCUGGACACCUCCGAUCUCGGCGAGCAGAACCUCAAGGCCUCCUGAAACGGACCCAUUUUAGGGGGGGGGGGGGGAGGGAGGGCAUCGCUCCUGAACGCCGGCAGCCGGAUCCGGUGAGCACGGCAAUGCCAGGCCCUCACCGGGACGUUUUGGAUGCUCCGGAGGGUCAGCAUCACAUAGUUUUUAUUGAAUUACCGCCUGGCUUUUUAAUCACCCAUCAGAUAGAUGUUGUUGGCGACUUGGGGCGCGGGGGGGUGGAGGAUCUGCCCAGGGGAUGCCGACACGGCACCUGAAAUGCCGCUGCUUCCCCAAAAAUCGGCAUUUUUCACCUGGUAGCGACACAAAAGCAGAAGGUACCACCGAGAGCAGCCGGUCCCCUGGGGAAAAAAUACCCAAGGAUGGUAUUUUAGUUGAAAAUACUGGCAAGUCCUGUGUCCCCCUGUGUGGCAGAGAGGGAAUUCCCCUUUUUUACCAUUUUUUUUUAUCCUGUUUUCUUCACUUUCCAGGUUCAGGCUGAGUUUCGCCCUGUAUUCCCAUGGGAAGCAGCACUCAAAUCUUGGGCGGGAGGGGAGGGUUAAUUCCGCUCCGCAGGGGACAGGUUGUGACAUCCCAACGGUGACAGCGACCUCACCUCCCCCUGCUGCUGCCAAAUAAAAUCCUCCCAAAACGGGUGAAAUCCA
Grus americana (Whooping crane) is the source of this 1989-nucleotide messenger RNA. It is a transcript of the gene NEU3, whose product is annotated as neuraminidase 3. Lineage: Eukaryota; Metazoa; Chordata; Aves; Gruiformes; Gruidae. Gene Ontology annotation, cellular component: lysosome; membrane; cytoplasm. The record is from RefSeq and is a predicted model, not a curated record. Gene Ontology annotation, molecular function: exo-alpha-sialidase activity. The coding region runs from base 197 to 1354 and encodes 385 amino acids. Gene Ontology annotation, biological process: oligosaccharide catabolic process; ganglioside catabolic process. The transcript has 4 exons.